AUGCAGAAUCGAAUUACAAAGACCACUUGUCAAAUAAAAAAGAAUAAAAGAGUCGAUAGAUUGCGUGAUUUACUUCAAUUAGCACCUUCUGAUUCUGUAUUAUUAGAUGCUUGUGCACGAAAGCCUCCCGGUGAUGUUAAAGAAAUAUUAGAAGCAUUACCAGAAAUAAACCCAGAUCUGAUUCGAGAUAAACAUCUAAGGACACCAUUACAUAUUGCUUGCAGUCGAAAGGAUGACCCUGAAGUUGCAACAGAAAUAGCAAAGCUAUUAAUACAAGCAGGUUCUGACGUUAAUAAUGGGAUGGGAGAUGUGGAUGGACUUCAACCGAUACAUAUGGCUGUACUUGCAGGAAAUUAUCAAUGUGUAUUAAUGUUAUUACAAGAAGCAAAAUUAAAGAUGGAUAAUCUUCGACAAUCACAACAUUUAAUUCAUAAUUCUAUAAAAGAAGUUGAUUAUACAUCUCAGAGUGCAAAAGAUGAAUAUGAAGAUUUGAAGUCGAUUACUCAAGUGUUGGUAAAUCAUUUAGCAAAUAAGCAUAUUAAUACAUACGGAUUACCUUCUUAUGAUUCAUAUCAUGGGCUAUCAGAUUUUUUAUUCUUAAGAAAAGAAUCGGAUAAUGAUGAAUUAAAUAAUGUCAUAUUAUCCAUCACUGACAAAUUAGCCUUAAUAGGCAUGAAUGAUGAUAAUACCUUAUUACAAGAUUCAAUUAAUGGAUUGAUAGAGAAAGUUAAAAGAUUAGGAAUAAAUGGAGAAACUGUAAAAUAA
Molecule: messenger RNA, 765 nt
Organism: Cokeromyces recurvatus
Lineage: Eukaryota; Fungi; Mucoromycota; Mucoromycetes; Mucorales; Mucoraceae
Exons: 5
Coding region: 1-765 (254 amino acids)
Molecular function (GO): protein binding
Source: RefSeq, a predicted model, not a curated record